AUGAAGGGAUCUGUUAGAAUAAGACUUGCACGAUUUGGCCGCAAGUUUCAGCCAGUUUACAACAUUGUAGUUGCUCGCGCACGUAGCGGUCGCAACAAACUGCCAAUCGAAGUGAUUGGUACUUACAACCCUAUUCCUGCACCGUUAACUGUUGAGCAGCGUGAGAAUGGUUUACGUCCUGUUAAGGAAAUCCAUCUUGAUACAGACCGAUCUAAGUAUUGGCUUGGUGUGGGAGCACAACCUACAGAACCUGUUGCACGGUUGUUUCGCAAAUUGGGACUGCUAAGUCCUGUAUGGCCUAGUCCUGCACGCGGACCUAAGAUUCCAACUAGAGAAACGGCUUCGGAAUCGCGGUUUGCUGAUGAGUAA
Messenger RNA from Magnusiomyces paraingens, 369 nucleotides. RefSeq names its product mitochondrial 37S ribosomal protein bS16m. The record is from RefSeq and is a predicted model, not a curated record. Gene Ontology annotation, molecular function: structural constituent of ribosome. Gene Ontology annotation, cellular component: mitochondrial small ribosomal subunit; ribosome. Gene Ontology annotation, biological process: mitochondrial translation. The transcript has a single exon. Lineage: Eukaryota; Fungi; Ascomycota; Dipodascomycetes; Dipodascales; Dipodascaceae. The coding region runs from base 1 to 369 and encodes 122 amino acids.